Xyrauchen texanus (razorback sucker) is the source of this 10752-nucleotide messenger RNA. RefSeq names its product crystallin beta-gamma domain containing 1b (gene crybg1b). The coding region runs from base 601 to 9672 and encodes 3023 amino acids. The transcript has 22 exons. NCBI's taxonomy places the organism in Eukaryota, Metazoa, Chordata, Actinopteri, Cypriniformes, Catostomidae. The record is from RefSeq and is a predicted model, not a curated record.
UUCUGGACUUUCAUUCUGACGGCUGAUCUCUGUCCCGCCGCAGGUCUGGAUUACUUUACGACUCUCGCUAUCGGAACUAAAAACACUUUUCUCUGGGUUUUUAGGUCGCUGCCGCUCAUACAGACUGCUGAGAGUCCACAGGAGCGCAGCCCGGGAGUUUUAAGUCGUAUUGGGAGCUGGUUCUCUUGGGGAUGGGGCAGUCCUGCAUUAGAUGGAGAUGCGCCCAACUACGAGACUCAGCCGAGUGAUCAAGAGGAGGCAUCUGAUGAGGACAACACAGAAACCAGUGAUAGAUCUGAGAUAGACAGUUCUGCAGUAGCUGAUAUUAGAGAUCACAGUGCUGUCCUAGCAGAGGGAAGCCCCUCCCCGACCCGGAAUGCCAAACAUCUGACAAUCGGCUCUGAAGGGGGGGACUGGGCAGGGGAGAGGCAGAAGAUUCAGGUGUACCUGGAGGAGACGAGUGAAGACGAUUCUGAGCCUUUCAUUCGCAACACCAUACAAAAGAGCAAACAAAGUCAAUCCCUUAAGAGUUAUAGAAGGAAAACAAGAGCACCUGCACAGUUGACCUCUGACUUCUCAGAUCAAGAAGAAUCAGACCAAAUGGGACGUAGAAGGUCUGGCAAACGGAGGAGGAGCUCUCAUGGAGAUGGGGGUGGACCUAAAACUAAGUCACCAACGAAGACUCAACCAAGUAGUCCUGCAACAACCAGGUUGGCAACAAGCCCUAAAACAGCAUGGGUUGACUCAUCUUUUGGGGAGGAGCCAAAAGCCGUUUCAGAAUGCUCCUCAGCACAACCGCCAAUCUCACCUGGAGCAAGUAGCUACGAGGACACUGUUCAAGCAGAAUGGGUAGAAGCACACCUGAGCGACGAUUCCGCUGACAUGACGAGUUCACCGGAUGGACCUGUCCAAGCCACGCUGGCCGACAUCAUCGAUUGUGAAAUGGAUGAGGAGCCAGUCAUGAGGCUAACAGAGACCCCUGAGUCCAAACGCAGAAGUCUCAAAGUGUCUCACAGUGAGAAGGUAUUUGCUAAGAAGGUCAUGGUCAUCUCAGAGGUCCACACAGAAGAUCAACAUGAGAAGUUUGAAGCGACUAGGGACACUACGGACCUCAAACUGAUGAGAACCGACAACGGGGCAAGAUGUCCAGAGGAAAGGGUGGAUGGCACCACUGUAAAGUCCGGUCAUCGUGUGGGCCGAAUCGCAGACAAGAUCAGUCUGUUUGAAAGCCGAGGAGUCAGGGCAGUUAAUAGAAGCAACGCAAACCUGCACCGUCUGGACAUUUCUCCAGCUAGGAAAGUGUCGAGGCGUCUCCGAGAGUUCACGGAACCUGCUGAAACGCGGUCCAGUUCUGCGCCUCCUAGCCGGACAGUUAAAGAACGGGCAUUGAAUUUCAACACACUCCAGAGGAGAGACGAAACAUUCGCAUUGCCAUUUGGGAGGUGGGGGGUUUCUGGUCAAACAUUGAAUGAUGGACAUUCAGAAACUGCUGGUCAAACAUCGCAAACCGUUGGAAAACCUACAGCAAACAUCAGGACCAGCUGGGAGAAACCAGAGGUUAAACUCAAAGCUCCUUCAAACACAGAUCAAACAGACUCCAAAUCCCAGAAUUCAACAUUGUCAGAGAGCACAAGUGACUCAAAAAAUGGAAAUAAAGAGGCAGAGACAACAAACUGUUCUUUGCAAACUGUUUCGUCACCUACUGAUGAGACCCAACAGGUCAAAUCUCCGAGCCGGACAAGCUCAAGAUCUAAAAAACGACGAAGCAAAAAUGUGGUUCAUCCUCUGAGCCCCACCAGCAAGAACAAAAAGGAAACAGUACAAGGUAAACAGGCACUGGAGGACGAAAAGGACACCUUAUUGAUUAAAAUGGACUCAAAUCCUCUUAAAGACCCCAAAAAUGUCUCAAAACCCACAGAUAAUUAUUUGAAAAGCAUUUCUGAGAAAGCAGCAACCAAAAACAGUGAGGAGAUUGUAAUAAAUAAACCCAAAGUGCCACAAAAGUUGGCAAACACACUGGAAACAAAGAAAACACAAGAUAGUGACUCACAGAGGUUACAGUCUCCACAGACGUUAACCUCUGCUUUUGGAACCCAACCGUUAUAUCCUCCAACAUCCAGAAAGAAAAACUCCCAAACUGAGACCAGCUCCAUUGUGGAACAAAUUGAACCAGCAGAUGUAAAAUCAGAAACUGAGGAGCAGCAGAACUUCAACAAAAAGCAGCUUGUUCCAGAGCACUCUGAAAGAGAGGAGCAGAAGAACAGAGGCACGAUUGUAAACACAUUGUUUGGAGAGUUGGGGGAACCAGAUCCAUCUGUGACAAAAGAAGAGAAACCGCCAUCCCCAGAGGACCUGAAAGAAGGCAGCUCAGAAGACCUUUCUGUGCCAGCCAAUAGCAUUCCUGCUGCCGCCUGGAAAGAUGCCCUGCAGAACAGAGAGAGUGAGACAGAUGAAAAGGUGUUACCUGAGAAAGAUACAGCUAUGCGUGUGCCUCAAGGGAAAAGUAUCUCUGAAAAGGUACAAACUCCAUCUAAAAGAGAUCAAAAAGACUGUUUGACUGCGAUAACUAAGAAAUCCAAGAAAAAUGACAGUGUGACUGAAACAACCAAUCAAAACUUGGAGAUCAAAUCAACGGUGACACCAAAACACAGUAAUGUAGUCAAUAUGACUAAGAUGCCCAAGCAAAAUAUAGAUGAAGAAAAUAAUUUGCUGCUUUCAACAAAGACAACGGUCAAAGACACUACUACUGAAUUGACCAAUCAGACUACAGAGAAAGAUGCUUCUAGUUGUAGAGCACUGACCACACCAAAUUCUGAAGAGCUUAAAAACCAGAAAGAUCAAAUCGACUCUAAAAUUUCACCUCAAAUUCCACCCACAGAGGAAAGAGCUCAGAAAAAGGGUGGGCCAUCCCCAUCGAGCCAAUCAGAGAGCAGAGAAGAACAAAAAGAACAGACAGCAGCCAAUGAAGAUACCUUUCCUGCAAUUCCAUCUAUUAAUGAGAAUCUGCUUUUCAGCUUAGCCAAUAAGAAGCCUACUUCGUUAUCCUCCACAGCCAAUGACACCUUCACUGAGCAGCCUGGCCAGGCCAAUGAAAAGGCCAUCUCUAAACCAGCAUCAACAGAUGAAACGGCCUCCAAUUUACCUGCAUCAGUUUUUGAAAAGACCGUACCCCUAACAUUCUCAUUAAAUGAAAAGACCACUUCUCCACCAGCCUCAUGUAAUGAAAAGACCACACCCCCACCAGCCUCAUUAAAAGAAAAGACCACGCCUCCUCCCACAUCAUCUAAUGAAAAGACCACAACACCUAUCGCCUCAUCUAAUGAAAAGACCACACCCCCACCAACCUCAUUAAACGUAAAGUCCACGCCUCCUCCCACCUCAUCUAAUGAAAAGACCACACCUCCUCCCACCUCAUCUAAUGAAAAGACCACGCCCCCAUUAGCCUCCUCUAAUGAAAAGACCACACCUUCUCCUGCCUCAUGUAAUGAAAAGACCACGCCCCCAUUAGCCUCCUCUAAUGAAAAGACCACACCUUCUCCUGCCUCAUGUAAUGAAAAGACCACGCCCCCAUUAGCCUCCUCUAAUGAAAAGACCACACCUUCUCCUGCCUCAUGUAAUGAAAAGACCACACCCCCACCAGCCUCAUUAAAUGAAAAGACCACGCCUCCUCCCACCUCAUCUAACGAAAAGACAACGACACCUCUCACCUCAUUAGAUGAAAAGACCAGGCCUCCUCCUGCCUCAUCUGAUGAAAAGACCACACCUCCACCAGCCUUUAAUAAUGAAACUUCCACGCCCCCAUCAGCCUCAUCUAACAAAAAGGCCACACCUCCUCCCGCCUCAUGUAAUAAAAAUACCACACCCCCACCAGACUCAUUAAAUGAAAAGACCACGCCUCCUCCCACCUCAUCUAACGAAAAGACAACGACACCUCUCACCUCAUUAGAUGAAAAGACCAGGCCUCCUCAUGCCUCAUCUGAUGAAAAGACCACACCUCCACCAGCCUUUAAUAAUGAAACUUCCACGCCCCCAUCAGCCUCAUCUAACAAAAAGGCCACACCUCCUCCCGCCUCAUGUAAUAAAAAUACCACACCCCCACCAGACUCAUUAAAUGAAAAGACCACGCCUCUUCACACCUCAUCUAAUGAAAAGACCACGCCCCCAUUAGCCUCCUCUAAUGAAAAGAGCACACCUCCUCCUGCCUCAUCUAAUGAAAAGACCACACCUCCUCCUGCCUCAUCUAAUGAAAAGUCUACACCCCCACCAACCUCAUCAAAUGAAAAGUCCACGCCUCCUCCCACAUCAUCUAAUGAAAAGACCAGGCCUCCUCCUGCCUCAUCUGAUGAAAAGACCACACCUCCACCAGCUUUUAAUAAUGAAAAGACCACGCCCCCAUCAGCCUUAUCUAACAAAAAGGCCACACCUCCUCCCGCCUCCUCUAAUGAAAAGACCAGGCCUCCUCCUGCCUCAUCUGAUGAAAAGACCACACCUCCACCAGCUUUUAAUAAUGAAAAGACCACGCCCCCAUCAGCCUUAUCUAACAAAAAGGCCACACCUCCUCCCGCCUCCUCUAAUGAAAAGACCAUACCUUCUCCUGCCUCAUGUAAUGAAAAGACCACACCUCCCCCUGCCUCAUGUAAUGAAAAGACCACACCCCCACCAGCCUCAUUAAAUGAAAAGACCACGCCUCCUCCCACCUCAUCUAACGAAAUGACAAUGACACCUCUCACCUCAUUAGAUGAAAAGACCAGGCCUCCUCCUGCCUCAUCUGAUGAAAAGACCACACCUCCUCCAGCCUUUAAUAAUGAAACUUCCACGCCCCCAUCAGCCUCAUCUAACAUAAAGGCCACACCUCCUCCCGCCUCAUGUAAUAAAAAUACCACACCCCCACCAGACUCAUUAAAUGAAAAGUCCUCGCCUCCUCCUGCCUCAUGUAAUGAAAAGACCACACCCACACCAGUUUCAGUAAAGGAAAAGACCACGCCUCUUCCCAAAACAUCUAAUGAAAAGACCACGACACCUCUUGCCUCAUCUAAUGAAAAGUCUACACCCCCACCAACCUCAUCAAAUGAAAAGUCCAUGCCUCCUCCCACCUCAUCUAAUGAAAAGACCACGCCCCCAUUAGCCUCAUCUAAUGAAAUGACAAUGACACCUCUCACCUCAUUAAAUGAAAAGAUCAGGCCUCCUCCCGCCUCAUCUGAUGAAAAGACCACACCUCCGACAGCCUUUAAUAAUGAAAAGACCACGCCCCCAUCAGCCUUAUCUAACAAAAAGGCCACACCUCCUCCCGCCUCAUCUAAUGAAAAGUCUACACCCCCACCAACCUCAUUAGAUGGAAAGUCCAUGCCUCCUCCCACCUCAUCUAAUGAAAUGGCCACGCCCCCAUUAGCCUCCUCUAAUGAAAAGACCACACCUCCUCCUGUCCCACGUAAUGAAAAGACCACACCCCCACCAGCCUCAUCAAAUGAAAAGUCCAUGCCUCCUCCCACCUCUUCUGAUGAAAAGACCACCCCCUCAUUAGCCUCCUCUAAUGAAAAGACCACACCUCCUCCUGUCCCAUGUAAUGAAAAGACCACACCCCCUCUCAUCUUAACUUAUGAAAAGACAACACCUCCACAAGCUUUAUCUAAUGAAAAGACGAUACCUUCUUCCACCUCACCUGAUGAAAAGACCACACCCUCAAUAGCCUCACUAAAUGAAAAGAUCACACCCUCACCAACUCUAAUGAAUGAAAAAAACACGCCUCAUCAAGUUUCAGUGAAUGAGGUCUCCCACACAUUAGCCUCAGCCAGUGAAAAAUCCCCAUUUCCCCUUAGUCCUAUUAAGCAUCAAUCUACAGAUCAAGCCACAAGAAAAAAGGAAUUUAUUCUAAAACCCUUCAUCCUUCCACAAAUCCCCUCUGCACCUGGCAGACCCUCUCUGAACAAAGACUCUCUAUCCAGCUGGCUGGAUGUUGACCAUCAGCGACCUAAAAGGAAGAAGCAGACAAUUUCAGAACCAAAACUUAAGCUCAGCUCUUCUGUCAGUGAGACCAACCUCCAUGAUAAUUCUGGAGAAUUCGACCCGGAUGACUUUAUUGCAAACGUGAAGAGGCUAGCGAUGCCAUUCAGUCUUCCCAAACGCAAACACAACCAACUUCGCCUGCAAGCCCCUCCGUUUGCUAUGCCUGCCAUUAGAGAAGACCGCUGCGAGAAACCUUUCGAUCCGGAGGAGUUCCAGUUUGGCUUGAGAAGGACAAGGAGGGAGUUCACCUUAGACAUGGCACCCGCUUCAAUAUCCAAGAGUCAAAACGUAGAGGCCAAGGAGGAUGACACCACGCCCAAGCAGAUAAACUCUGAGCGGAAGAGCAUCUUUACCAGGUCCCUCCUCUUCCAGAAUACAAAUAAGGAGCCAGAAGAGAAGAACGAAGAACAAAAAAAGGAGGGAUCAGAGGAAAGUAAAACAGAACCAUUGGUGAGGUCCCGCUUGGAGCGAUGCUCCAUUCUCAGCAGUCUACGCAACCCCAGCAGGGUGAGACGAAUGGAUCUUUUAAGUCCAUCCGAACAUCCCUCAGAAGGGCCGGGAUCACCAAGUGAUGCUCCUGAGUCUUCAACGCCUCAGCAGACACACACGAAUCCAACUGCAGAGUCACCAAAACAGGACAAAGUAAAGGAAGUCCCAGCUAAUAAUGAACAAACGGGUGCCAACUCUACCCAGACUGGUUCCCAGGUUGAUCCAAUGACGUGUGAAGGCCCUACCAACACACUUGACCUCAAAACAACUUCAGAAAACCCAACAGUCACCAUGUUAACAGACACUAAUGCUUCUCCCUCACCCAUUGUUACCCACACUGGUUCCCAGGAUUUUCCAAAACCAGCAAAAGAUAAUGGCCAUGUCGUAACACCUGACCGCAAACCAACUUCAGGUGACCAGACAGUCGCCAUGGAAGUCGACCCUAGUCCUUUUAGCACCCAAACUGGUUCACAACCUGUUAAAGAUAAUGCCCCUGCCAUGACACCAGACCUCAAAACAACUUCAGCAGACCCUACUGUCUCCAUCGUAACAGAAGCUAACGGUCUUCUAAAAACAAGCUACCAGGUUGCUCCACAGCCUAUUAAAGAUGAUGGACCUGCCAGGACUCUGGACCUAAAUACAACGCUAGAAGACUCUAUGGUCACCAUGUUAACAGACACUAAUUCUUCUUCCCCAAACAGCUGUAGCCAAACUAAUUCCCAGGUUGUUCUUAAACCCACCAACAAAGAUGUCCCUGACAUGACAUUGGAUCUCAAAACUUCAGUGAACCCUACCAUCACCACGAUAACAGAAGCUGACGGUCCUCCGCCACUUCCAUCCUUUGAUGACAUCAAGUUGCCAAGUUAUGUGGAGAAAUUGCUUCCAAAAGAGCCUGAAACAUUUCCACCAUCACAAAGGAUUGACUCACUGGUGACUAGUGUUUCUCUACCUGAUCUGAAUCAGACUGUGAAAGAUAAUGCAGCUGUCUCAGAAGAUCUGUCGAUUCUUCCUGCAUCUCAUCCUUCAGAGGCUCAAACGUCUCAAGAUGACACUCCGAGAGAACAGCCAAAUAUUCCAGCAGUCCGUGGAUUCCAUCGGCGUCCUGGAAAGAUCGUACUUUUUGAGCACCAUCAGUUCAGCGGUCAGUCCUUUGAGUUCUACAGAGAUGUGCCUGACGCUACACACCUGCAGCUGUCCAGUGUCAUAUCUGUUAAAGUGCUCAGAGGCUGCUGGAUACUGUUUGAGAAACCAGGAUUUGAGGGGCGUUGUAUUGCUCUGGAAGAGGAGAGCAUUAUUGAGCUGCCCAAUGAAUGGGCAGAAGAGGCGGGACAAACGUGUACUCCAAUGAUCAUUGGCUCAAUUCGUCUGUCUGUCAGAGACUACACUCCUCCCCGGAUCGAGCUGUUUAUGGAGCCCUCGGGCAUGGGCAGAAACUUUCUGUACGUUGAAGACACAGAAGAAGUGGGCUCAUUCGGCCUGCCACAGAACACCAGCUCCAUCAAAGUCCACAGUGGCCUGUGGAUGGUUUACAGUGAUCCAGGAUUUCAGGGUUUGUUAUCCGUGUUGGAGGUGGGAGAAUAUCCGAUUCCGGAGUCCUGGGGUUUCCCGUCGCCCAUGGUGGGCUCACUGCGAGCGCUGCGCAUGGGUGUUCUGAAGGUAGAGAACUCUAAUGGAGUGAAGGCGGUGUUGUAUGAGAAGGCAGGUCUCACGGGCCGCUGUGUGGAGGUUCAGGGAGACGUGUUCUCUUUCAGAAGGAGCGAAACGGACCACGGCGAUCUAGACGGUCAUGGAUUGAGAUGUGUGGAAUCGCUGAAGAUCGUCGGUGGACUGUGGGUGGGAUACGAGCGUGAAGGGUUCGAGGGGCAGCAGUUUGUUCUGGAGGAAGGAGAAUAUUUAGACUGGAGAGACUGGGGCGGGAUGUGUCAGAGACUUCUGUCUCUACGGCCAGUUAUAACUGAUGUCUCUUCUGCUCACAUGAAGAUGUUUAAUGAUUUCGACUUUGGAGAACGGGGCGGAAACAUGGACCUGCUGGAGCCGCUGGAAAACACAGCGGACACAAGCUUCGGUCCACACACGUGCUCCAUCGAUGUGCUGUCAGGAGUGUGGGUUGCGUUUGAAGACCCCGGGUUCUCUGGUCAGCUGUAUGUGUUGGAGAAAGGUCUGUACGGAAGCCCGGAGGACUGGGGCGCAUCAAACAGCCGAAUCUCUUCUGUGAUGCCGGUGACUCGGGAAAAUCUGGGCGGCAGGUGUCACUUCAAGAUUCAGUUGUUCUCUGAGGCGGAACUCUGCGGGACGUCUGUGCUGCUGGACGACUCGUUACCCACAAUGCCUGACGGAUUCACCAUGCGCUCCUGUAGAGUCCUCGCUGGAAGCUGGCUAGCGUUUGCCGUUGAGGGUUUUUCCGGGCCGCAGUGUGUUCUAGAGGAGGGUGUGUAUCCUGACCUCAGGUCGAUGGGUUUCACUCAAGAUGACGCAUCAGUGAUGUCACUACAACCAACUGGACACGAGUUCACUUUGCCGUCUAUCGGCCUGUUCGAGCGUUCUGGACUGAAGGGACGCAGAACUUUACUGAAGUCCAGUUCAGUGAAUCUGCAGUUCACAGACAGCUGCACUAGAGUCUCAUCUAUACUGGUGGAGGGCGGCAUGUGGGUUCUGUACGAGUCGAAUAACUUCAGAGGUUCUCAGUUCCUGCUCAGGCCAGGCGUGGUUCCUGAUUGGUCCAAACUUUCCGACUGGCCACGAAUCAGAUCUCUCCGCCCACUCAUACAGAAACAAGCACAUUUCCGUUUGUGGAACAAGGAGGCAGGGCUACUGAUGUCCAUCACAGGGCAACUUGGUGACAUCAAACUGAUGCGUAUCCAGGCAACCGAGGAGACAGGUGGCAUGGAUCAGAUCUGGCUUUAUCGGGAUGGUCACUUGCAGUGCAUGGGUCUGGUGGAUUGCUGUGUGGACGUGGGAUCUGGUGUCCCGAUGGCCGGCAGCAGAGCGGUUCUCUCUUCAGAACCCGGUCAAUCUCAACAGCUGUGGAACAUCACCGCUGACGGACUCAUACGGAACAAUGCUGCUCCUAACCUGGUACUGGAGGUCAAAGGAGGUCAACAGUUCAACAAAACACAGAUUAUUCUCAAUGAAUUCAACCCCAACAAAAUGAAUCAAAGAUGGUCCCUGGAGAUUCUCUGAGUCGGAACUGAUGACAGUAAAUUCAGUGCAGCUCCGUCGUGGAACCAACUGCACCAGGGGGACCAGGGUCCUGUGAGGCAGCUGCGCCAGGGGGACCAUGGACUGCAUUCAUUACGGAAACCUCGUUCCCAAGAGAACGCCACCGUCAGCGGCUGGAAUAUGAUCAUAUAACAUGAACUAAGCUGCCUUUGAAAUCAACAGAGAAAAUGUACAUGGAAGAGACUUGAACAAUUAUUCUUCAUUAACUUUCUUUUUUCAUUCUGUAAAAUGCAUAAACAUUCCUGUAUAGAUAUUUGCUUCCUUUCAGCUGUAUAAAAAUAGACGUGGUGUUUAUAAGUCAAUGUGUUUUUUUUCAUGAACAUCAGCUUUGUUCAAAUCACUGAAUCGUGUGAUCACGUCUCUGCUGAUUGGCCAGCGGGGAUUCUCUCUUUGCUGAUUGGCUGUCCUGGGAAUUCAGGUGUUCUGUGUCUGAUGAGUAAAAAGUGAGGUUUGCCACACUUGAGUGUUAUCAGGAGUGGCUUGAGACGGACAGUUAAAUAAGUGUGCAAUAGGUUUGCAUUGGAAAACAAUUCAUUCUUCAUAUAAUGGCGUCAUUAUUCAUGGAAAUACUCAUUCUUGACAUCAGUAAAAUUCAUAAUGUUUUAAAUCUUCCCCGGUACAAUUUCAAUGAUCUGCCAGUCACUCACAAAUAUCUAUAAAUAAUUUCUUGCUAGUUAAAGAUGCUGUAAGUGAUCUCAGCUGUUCUACUUCCACAAGACUGAGCUAUUGGAUUAGCCACGCCCCCUCUCUCCAAAACCACGCCCUCUGAAUAUACCAAAUGAGCUUUAUUGAACCCAACAUCAUGGAGAAACGGUUGUCAGUAACAACAGCAGCACAACAGCGCCCUCUACUGGCAACUGUUAUGAACAACAUGGCAUAAAAACGGCGUUAAGCCUCAAUAAUUCACUGCAGCUACAAUACUAUGAGAACGAGCGACAUGAUUGACAGGUCGAAAGCGUCAGAGACCGCAGACACAUGUUUGUUUGUUGUUUACAGAGUCUAGUGAUGUCACAGAGACCGGAGAACACCACACUUAUAUCA